Molecule: messenger RNA, 1913 nt
Organism: Fopius arisanus
Lineage: Eukaryota; Metazoa; Arthropoda; Insecta; Hymenoptera; Braconidae
Product: AN1-type zinc finger protein 1-like
Exons: 2
Coding region: 12-809 (265 amino acids)
Cellular component (GO): cytoplasm
Molecular function (GO): zinc ion binding
Source: RefSeq, a predicted model, not a curated record
UAAUUCGAAAUAUGGAAUUCCCCAGAGUUGGAACCCACUGUACCAUAGACUCCUGCAAACAAAACGAUUUCCUCCCAUUCACCUGCACCCAUUGCUCCUCAAUUUUUUGCAGAAAUCACUUUAAUCCAAUCUCGCAUAAUUGCAAAGAAACUCUAGAUAAUAUUGUCUCGGAGCCUGUGAAAAUCCAGGGUUUCAUGUGCUCCCAAGAAUCAUGCAAAAGCUCUUCUCCAGUUGAGAUUAAUUGUAUUGAAUGUAAAAAACAUUUCUGUCUUGCUCAUCGAUAUCAUGGAUGCUUAGAAAUGAGCCAGAAUGAGACUGCCAAGAAAAUUAAAGAAUGGGAAAAACCUAAGGAACAAUUCAAAGCUGCUAAAAGCGCAGUCGAUGCAGAAAUUGAUGAAAAUUUGAAAAAGGCAAAACGAAUUGAAAUGGCUAACAAGGUACAGCUGAUGAGACUAAAAGGAAGAGCAGUUGGUGCUCAAGGUAUUCCCACAGUCGACCGAAGAUACUUUCUGGUUUAUUUUCCAGUGGCUAUCUGCAAAAAGGAACCAGCACCUGUAUUCACCAGUGUUCGCUGGACAAUCGGCAAAAUAAUCGAUUCCAUCGCUGAAAUUCUCAAAAUUCCAAACUCUAAUAAUUUAGCCAAUACUGCUAAACUCAGGAUAUUUAAUCAUUCAACUGGAGAAGUUCUUGCAGAAAAAAUGGACUUGGGAUUGUCUGAUUUGUUUGAUAACGCACGGUUAAUUAAUGGACAAAGUCUUAUUUUCGAAUAUUCGAAUGAAAAUAAAGUUAAUCCUUGUUUGUAUAAAUAAAUUCGAAAAUAAUUGGAAUUAAAUUAAUUCACAAUGCAAUUUACACUGUUGUAAAUAAAAAUUUUAAAUUAGUACAGCCUUUCAAAAACGACACACCGAUGAUGUACAUACAGGGUAACCGAGAUUAAAGAAUAUUAUUUAAAAAAAAAUAAUAUCUCGCAUUGUAUGCGUUUUCGAUGGAUAAUAAAUGACUGCCUCUAAAAAAUUUCAAGCAAAUCGGAGGUGAGGCCCCUAAUAUACACUUUUACCAAUUAAUCAACAAAUUAAUUUCACCAUUGAUCUUUAUUUUGAAAUCUGACGUGCCAAUUGAAAAAUUUGGAGUCAGACAUUGAUAACUUUAUUGACUACUUUCUGAACAGUACAUAAAGCGCAGAGUGCACUAUCUAAUUACGUCCAAAUAUUCAAUACUCUGUCUAUUUUUAACAACAAGCAAAAACAAAACUUUUGGUAAUUCAACGUUCUUGUGAAUUGUUAACAUGGAAAAAUGGUGCGUCCAAGUAUACAUGGCACUGCCCUUACAAAAUAUAAGUACACUCAUAUAUAUUUAUAAAAGUACAACAUUCAUGAUUCUUAAGGGGAGAUUUUCUUCCUUUAUCUUCAACUAACGGGAUGACAAUGGAUUAUAUAAUCUCUUAAUAACAUUUUCAUGAAUAAAAAUUCGUGCUGGCAGACAUUCUUCGUUAAAGCAUCGUUUCUCCAACUUAUCAUCAAAAACCUAAAUUAUCUUAAUAAUUUUAAUUUACCUAGAGGAAUGGCUUGCUAAUGAUUUUCCUAUUUCUUCUUUAUCUACCUUGUAAUAUAAAUUAUACAAGGGAUAAGUACUUUAACAAACUGGAAGAGUUAUCAAUAAAUAAACUUUUUUAUAUUUCAUCUGUUAUCAAGAUUCGUCCUCAAUUACAUUGAAUAACCAUUCGCUUAAAUAUUUUCAGUUAUUCAUUUAAAUUUAAUGAAAUUUGAAUUUGUUCCUCAUUUUUAACAAAUCAUAAACUCUAUAAAAAUUUUUAUAUUCUAUUAAACAAUUAAUUGGUUAAAUUUUAAACAAAAAAAUCAUUCUUUGGAUAUAAAGCUGAAUUUUCCCUCGGAAUUGAUGACAAGUUAAAAAAA